Anopheles marshallii is the source of this 687-nucleotide messenger RNA. RefSeq lists its product as uncharacterized. The transcript is spliced from 2 exons. Bases 1 to 687 code for a protein of 228 amino acids. The record is from RefSeq and is a predicted model, not a curated record. Lineage: Eukaryota; Metazoa; Arthropoda; Insecta; Diptera; Culicidae.
AUGAAGCACUUCGUCGCAUUUGCCCUAUUGGCUUUAACCGCUGCCUCCAGCGGAUCCUAUCUGCCAGCUGUGCAGUCGGUUCUUCCGUACUCCUACAACUCGGGACUCUAUGGCCUGGGUCUGAAUGGGUAUGAUGGUCUUGGUCACUACUCUGGAUUUGCUGGACUGGGCUACUCCUCCGUGCUGGAUCACGGACUGUCCUACCCGUACUCGGCCGCUCUUCCAUACUCUGUCUACAACAAUGGUCUCUAUGGAGGAUAUUACGGUGCCAAGUACGCCCCAACUGUGGUCCAGGCCAACGUCAACACUCUGAACACGGUCAACCCAUUGGGUGUUUAUGGAGGAUACUACGGAGCCAAGUACGCCCCAACUGUGGUCCAGGCCAACGUCAACACUCUGAACACGGUCAACCCAUUGGGUGUUUAUGGAGGAUACUACGGUGCCAAGUACGCCCCAACUGUGGUCCAGGCCAACGUCAACACUCUAAAGACGGUCAGUCCGCUGGGUCUGUAUGGAGGAUACGGAGUCGAACACGGAUACGGUCUGGGUCACGGCUAUGGCUACGGAUACAACAACUACCUCCCAGUGCAGGCCCAUGCUGCGAAGUACGUUGCUGCCAACCCGGGAGCCGUCCAUGUGGCUCCUCUUCCAGGACAUCUAGUCAACCAGAAGUCGAUUGUUGCCUAA